ACAAAAAAAAAAGAAAAGAAAUGAAAUGACAGCCCCUCUCCCUCCCUCUAAAGCCGUUGUUCCCCUCUCUAAGCCAAGCCGUAGACAUGGCCACCCACCAGCUGUCUCGUAGCUGUCUCUCUUCCCCUCCCCAUGUGAUCCCCCCAUAUCCAUUAUCAACACCCCCCUCACUCCCCUAACAAGCCACUGUUCUCAUGGCGAACCGCCCGUCCGAUGCCCCGCCCGCAUCCCACAACCUUCUCGCGAACCACCGCGCUCCCUCGGCCCCUGCAUUCACUGGCACGCAGGUGCGUGCUCAGCAGCAGCCGUUGUGGGUCGAUGAAUUCCUUGAAUUCUCGUCGGCAAAGCGCAGCUCCCACAGGCGCGUGGUUAGCGACUCGAUGACGGCGUUUACGCCAUCGGAAGAGUGCAGCCAUGCUGGGUUUGAUGGGAUCGAUGAUGAGCAGCUCAUGGCCAUGUUUGGGGGCCAGCAGCUGCAGGCGGAAGAGAGGUCAUCCAACGCGUCGACAACGCCAUCGUCAGACCGGCGCAGCACCGGGGAACAAGGUGCGGGGCGGACGGGUGCUAGCGAGGCUGCCGAGGUGCAGAGCGCACCGAGGCAGGAGCCACCAGUUUUCGCCGGUGCAGGCUCUGCGGUCGAACCCAAUCUUGAUCCCAGGAGGGUGAGACGUAUUUUGGCAAAUAGACAAUCGGCUCAGAGGUCCCGGAUAAGGAAGCUCCAGUACAUAUCGGACCUGGAGAGGACCGUCGCUUCAUUGCAGACGGAGGUGUCGACUCUCUCUCCGCGCGUGGCUUACCUUGAUCACCAGCGGUUCGUUCUUAACGUGGAUAACAGUGCUCUCAAGCAAAGAAUCGCAGCACUAGCUCAGGAUAAGCUCUUUAAGGAUGCUCACCAAGUGGCUUUAAAGAAUGAGGUGGAGAGACUGAGGCAGGUAUACGAUCAUCAGCAACAUGAAAAGAUGCAGAGUUGCUGCACUGACAUCGAGCUGCUUAGCUGACAAAGGCCCAUGCUGUCCCACGGGCCCACCUCCUCUCACUCUCUCUUGAUGCAGGGAUGGUGGACUCGAAAAGGGUCCGACCCAUUUCAUUCCUUUUUCUUUAUGUAUUUUAUUGUUCAUUUAUUAUUUGUAUAAUGGGAUGCUCUCCCUCUCUCUUCGCUUGCAAACGCAGGUUCUUCAAUGUACAGUAAGUUCGCAGCCGCAUCUUCUUGGAAUGGAAUUCCGGUACUUCCUUUGAUAAUGGAAAGUGCCAUUCUAUUCUUCCAUAAUCGUGUGAUAGGGCAGCUUCCAUGCCUUAGAGGUAUUAUUGGCAGGAGGUUUUAUGUGGAUAUUAUUGGUAAU
Molecule: messenger RNA, 1340 nt
Organism: Amborella trichopoda
Lineage: Eukaryota; Viridiplantae; Streptophyta; Magnoliopsida; Amborellales; Amborellaceae
Product: basic leucine zipper 61
Biological process (GO): positive regulation of DNA-templated transcription
Cellular component (GO): nucleus
Molecular function (GO): DNA-binding transcription factor activity; DNA binding
Source: RefSeq, a predicted model, not a curated record